This is a messenger RNA of Fulmarus glacialis (Northern fulmar), 702 nucleotides long. RefSeq names its product glutathione reductase, mitochondrial-like. The record is from RefSeq and is a predicted model, not a curated record. Gene Ontology annotation, molecular function: glutathione-disulfide reductase (NADPH) activity; flavin adenine dinucleotide binding. Gene Ontology annotation, cellular component: mitochondrion; cytosol. Gene Ontology annotation, biological process: cellular response to oxidative stress; glutathione metabolic process; cell redox homeostasis. NCBI's taxonomy places the organism in Eukaryota, Metazoa, Chordata, Aves, Procellariiformes, Procellariidae.
GCGCAGUGUUAUUGUUGGUGCCAGGUACAUUGUGGUGGAAAUUGCGGGGAUCCUUUCCACACUGGGCUCCAGAUCCUCCCUGUUGAGGGACAUGAAGGCCCUGAGGACCUUUGGCUCAAUGAUCAGCUCGAACUCCCAGGAGCUGGAGAACACUGGGAUGGACGUGUGGAAGCACGUGCAGGGCAUGCAGGUGGACACCAAGGGCCACGUGGUAGUGAAUGAGUACCAGAAUACCACAAGGAGAGGCGUCUACACUGUCGAGGACGUCUGUGGGAGAGCCCUCCUCACCCCAGUGGCGAUCGUGCCUGGCAGAAAGCUGGCACACAGGCUCUUCGAGGGCAAGCAGGACUCCCGGCUGGACUACCGUGACACCCCCACCAUCAUCUUCAGCCACCCGCCCAUCGGCACCAUGGGCCUCUCCGAAGAUGAAGCUGUGGCCACGCACAGGAGGGAGAACGUGAAUAUCUACAGCACGUGCUUCACCCCCUUCCACCACACCAUCACCCAGAGGAAGUUUAAGUGUGUCAUGAAGCUGGUGUGCACUGGCGAGGAGGAGAAGAUGGUGGAAUUGCACCUGCAAGUGCUGGGCUGUGACAAAAUGCUCUGGGGCUUUGCCAUGGCCUUCAAAAUGGGGGCCACCAAGGCCAACUUGAACAACACUGUUGCCAUUCACCCCACUUCUGCUGAAGAGCUGGUGAUGCU